AUGUCGGUGGCGUUCGUGCCCGAGCGGCUGCGCGGCAAGGCCGAGGUGAACCAGGAGACGCUGGCAGGGCACACGGCGGGCGGCCGCAGGCUGCUGGAGGAGAACGACCAGCUCAUCCGCUGCAUCGUGGAGUACCAGAGCAAGGGCCGCGCCACCGACUGCGUGCAGUACCAACACAUCUUGCACAGAAACCUCAUCUAUUUAGCUACGAUUGCUGAUGCAGCUCCACCCAGCAGCCAGAAGACUGUAGACUGACAACCCCUGAGAACAGUGAUGCUCUGAGACGCUGUAGCACUUAGAGCAGGAGCCUAACCUAAGAGCCAAGAAGGUGGCACCUUGAAAAGCAGGUAYCAGCACCCCUGCUUUUGCAUUCACAUGUGAGCAUAGUUUCAGGCUAAUACUAUAUUAGCACUUUUUUCCCCCUCCCAACCUUCUAAAGCAGUACUUAAGGGAGAUGCUCAUGAUCAUGCUGUAAUUACCCCACACAUUCUGCAUAGCAGUCUCCUGAAAGCAGCCGGGUGUCAGGAUCUACCCGCUCCRUGAAGCAGAGGCUCUGGUGCCCGCAGUGGUGCAGGAAUGGGGUGAGGCUUCAGCAGCCACAUACCCACCCUCUGCCUUCUGGAGCACACAUCAGGGCAAGCUGGCCACACAUGCAUUGCCUGUUUAAUAAUCACUUUGUAUCUGGUAUCAUAGAAAUUGUUUAAUAAAUUAAAAAUGUUCUCUGUAAAUGSUGGUAGCCUCUGGCUUAACACAUGUUAAAAAAGAAGCAUCUCAUGGGGCUGGAGAAAGAGGAAGGUUUGCUUUCCUAGGGAAAAUGAAUAGCUGUUACAUAAUUUACAGC
Messenger RNA from Nothoprocta perdicaria, 841 nucleotides. It is a transcript of the gene SS18L2, whose product is annotated as SS18 like 2. Gene Ontology annotation, biological process: positive regulation of transcription by RNA polymerase II. The transcript is spliced from 3 exons. Bases 1 to 255 code for a protein of 84 amino acids. The record is from RefSeq and is a predicted model, not a curated record. Gene Ontology annotation, cellular component: nucleus. NCBI's taxonomy places the organism in Eukaryota, Metazoa, Chordata, Aves, Tinamiformes, Tinamidae. Gene Ontology annotation, molecular function: transcription coactivator activity.